Oryza sativa Japonica Group (Japanese rice) is the source of this 1666-nucleotide messenger RNA. Lineage: Eukaryota; Viridiplantae; Streptophyta; Magnoliopsida; Poales; Poaceae. The record is from RefSeq and is a predicted model, not a curated record.
CCGUGUGCGCGAGCGACGACUCCCUCCGGCGACUCGCUCCAGUUUCCUCUGGCUUCAGCGACAGGGGAGCGGGGACGACGGCCUCUCUCCGGCGACCUCCCUCCGCCGCCAAAUCCACAUCCAGGCCAGCUUCCAUUCUUCUCCCUGCAUUGUGCAGUCCACUCUGAGAACGAACGAGUCAAACUCGACUACUCGUGUUGUUUGGAGUAGUUUAUUGCUAGUACUGGUUAGUACUGUCCAUCUACUGCGAUUAUAAUGGAUAGAUGAUGAAUUAUUGCGUGGGCCCCCACAACUAAUGGACGUGGCCAUAAAACGCGCUCGAUUUCUGUGCCCGCACGUUUCGUCCUCCUCCAAUUUUCACAACCAGUUCGAACGGUUUCAAUUUCCUCGUGUUUUCCUGCCUCCUCCUCCUCCUCCUCGUCCUCUUCUCCCCCCAUUUCCCUUGAGGGCGCAGCAGAUCUGCGGCGAGGAACGACGAGGAUGGUGAAGGUGAACUGGGAGCUGCAGGGAUGCUGCGACCGCGACCAGAAGAUCUUCAUAGCCGCCGUCGGCGUCUCCACCGUCGUCAUCCUCCUCGUGAGCACACCCUCCCUAGCUCCGUCCUUCUCCCUGCUUUGCUUGGUUUGGUUGUGUUGUGUUGCUUCUGAAUCGGGUUCGUUGUGUGUGGGGGGUUUGGGUUUUUGCUCUGCCUUUGGAUUGCAGCUGUGGAGGACGUUCCUGCUCACGCCCUUCAAACUCAUCACCGUCUUCCUCCACGAGACCAGCCACGCCCUCGCCUGCAAGCUCACCUGCGGAGAUGUAAGUUGAGGGCAUGCAGGUCCAUCCUAAUGAGGGCGGUGUUACUCAAACUCGGGGCGGCAUAUAUUGGAUAAUCUUGCCUGCUGGAUAUCUGGGUUCAUCAUUUUGGGGAAUGGUCUUCAUACUGGCUUCCACAAAUCUCCUCACUACUAGAAUUGCAGCGGGUUGCUUCAUUCUUGCAUUAAUCGUUGUUCUUUUUGUUGCUAAAAAUUGGUUUCUUCGCUGGCUCUGCAUUGGUUUCAUCGUAUUCCUUGCUGUUGUUUGGGUCAUUCAAGAAUUCACAAAAUUCCAUAGUCUCAAGUAUGUAAUUUUAUUCAUAGGUGUGAUGAAUAGCUUGUUUUCAGUCUACGAUAUCUAUGAUGACUUGAUAUCACGAAGAGUUCAUUCAAGUGAUGCUGAGAAAUUUGCUGAAAUCUGCCCAUGUCCUUGCAAUGGUUGUGCAUGGGGUGUCAUAUGGGGCUUCAUCUCGUUUAUCUUUCUUUGCGCAUCAAUAUACCUUGGACUGGUUAUAUUGUCUUGAGGAUUCCAAUCUUCCAUAUACCAUUUUGAUAUGAGAACCAAGUCAAGCUGUGCUCUCCUGUAUUUGCAUUGCUCUGGAUGUUGGCUCCAGCUUGUAUUGAUCUCAUGUGUCAUGAGUUGUAGAAAGUUCAUACAAACGGCAAUCGAUUUAUGCCAAUUGGAGUUGAUGGGAUAGGGAUUAGUCAUUCGAUUCUUCCAUUUAGUGCUUCUGUAGAUAGCAUUCUGCUUAUAGUUCAUCUUCAUAGCUGAUUAGCUGUCAUUUUAGUACUAUCUCAUCUCUUGAAUUGUUACUAUUCAUCAACAUAUAGAAAUUUACUCGACAGUACAAUUCCUUUUGAGUUUGGACCAA